This is a messenger RNA of Paramormyrops kingsleyae, 1183 nucleotides long. RefSeq names its product dickkopf WNT signaling pathway inhibitor 2 (gene dkk2). Gene Ontology annotation, molecular function: co-receptor binding; receptor antagonist activity. Gene Ontology annotation, biological process: negative regulation of canonical Wnt signaling pathway; multicellular organism development. Lineage: Eukaryota; Metazoa; Chordata; Actinopteri; Osteoglossiformes; Mormyridae. Gene Ontology annotation, cellular component: extracellular region. The record is from RefSeq and is a predicted model, not a curated record.
GUCAGGUCUGAAUGAGGGGCGGAGGAAACAAGCCCAUUAGGAUCCUAUAAAAAAAGAAAGUAUCUGAGGUCAUAAAUACUAGGUUGCCUCAAAAAAAUGCCAACAGACCGCCAAAGACAGGCAACGAAGCACUCGGCGCGAAUUUUUACCUUGACAUUUUGGGAAGAUAAUAAAAACCAACUUAUAUUCUCGCCCUGACUUGUGAUCGACGAUUUACAGGACAGUGAUAUUUACCCCUGAUACAUUUUUUCCUCGUUUAUUUUUUUUUCUUAAUAGUAAAUUUGUUGUAUAGGCCUAUUUAUUCCCUAUUUUGUUUGAUUGACAAAAUAAUUGUUGGUGAUGGUAGUUAUGAUUAACGUGGUUUUCCUCUGAUUGCGGAUUUUAGUUUUUUGUUCCAGUUUUCAGAUUUUGUUUUAGAAUUAAAAGGAAUCCCCGAGUCCUUUUUUGCCAAUGAUGCUGGUACUGAGCCGGGGUAGAUGCUGCUCUGCUCUCCUCUUGAUGCUCGCCGCCGUGAGAAUCGCAAGUUCACAGAAAUCACACGCCGGAUCCAAGGUGAACUCCAUCCGGUCGCCUUUGUCAGGAGAAGCCCCGACGACUCCCAUAAAUUGUUCCGGAUCCGGAGUUAUUAAGAAAGGACAGAAAUCGUCUCAGAUGUAUCCCUGCAUAAGUGAUACGGAGUGCAGCGAGGGGACCUACUGUCACUGCCCGCAACACAGCGCCCCCCACUGUCUCAAAUGCAGGAGACGGAAGAAGCCUUGCAAUCGAGACGCCAUGUGUUGCCCUGGCAACUACUGCAGCAACAAUAUUUGUGUUCCCGUCUCAGACCGACUUGUGUCACCACGUGCCCCGAAGCUGAAGGAGCACAAAAAGCUUGCGUCUAAGGAGCACGGCUGGAAAAAGAACCAGAUAAAGCCUGCAGUUGUCAAAGGUCACGAGGGCGACCCCUGCCUGCGCUCCUCGGACUGCAUGGAGGGUAACUGCUGCGCCCGCCACUUCUGGACUAAGAUGUGCAAGCCGGUGCUGCGGCAGGGCGAGGUGUGCACACGCCAGCGCAGGAAGGGCUCCCACGGCCUCGAGCUCUUCCAGCGCUGCGACUGCGCCAAGGGCCUCGCUUGCAAGGUGUGGACAGACGCCACCUCAGGCACCAAGUCCCGCCUCCAUGUGUGCCAGAGGGUUUGAGGCG